AUGGCUGGAAGGCAACGACUAGAUGAAAAGCGAAUACUGGAGGUUUUGGAGGACCUUCCCUCAGAUUAUGACACAGACACAGAAGUAGAAGAGGAUGAAGACGGAGAAUUUGUAGAUGACCCUGACCAACCCAGGUCCAUCUGUCUAACAUCUGAGCCAUAUGCUACAGCUGAUAGUGAAAGUGAUGCAGCCCAAUGCAAAGGAGGUGUGGCCACAAACCAGGAACACCCUGAUCAGGAAGGAUUGUCUACAAGCACAAAUGGUCAAGAACUCCCAACUUUCAGUGAAGAGGAGCUUCCUUCUACUAGAGAGGACCUGGCAGUUAGACCUAUUCAAGAACCAAUGUCACGUGACAGAUUUUGCAAAAUUCUUAGUAACCUACACCUGAAUGACAACCAAAAGAUGGACCCCAAGAAAAAGGACAAACUUUACAAACUAAGACCACUGGUUGAAAGCCUGAAUAAAAAAUUUGAAAAUAUCAGAUCUACUGGAGAGCAUAUCAGUGUUGAUGAAUCCAUGAUUCGCUUCAAAGGGAGAUCCUCUUUGAAACAGUAUAACCCCAUGAAGCCCAUCAAGAGGGGAUACAAAGUGUGGUGUCUUGUUGAUAACGCUGGCUAUGUUUUCAAGUUUGAUAUAUACACUGGAAAAGGAGAAAACAAUGAUCCUAACAUGAGGAAAGAAUUUGGAUUAGGUGACAAGGAACUAAAAAGAGGACAGUUUGAUUAUAGGUCCACACCCAAUGGCCUAACUGUUUAUAAAUGGAUGGACAAGAAAGCAGUACUCAUGGCAUCCAACUACCAUGGAAUUGAAGCCACAACUGUGAAGAGGACAGAAAAAGACGGAAAGAAGGCAAUAGUCCCUUGCCCACAAGUAGUGAAGGACUAUAAUGACAACAUGGGUGGUGUAGAUAAGCAUGAUAUGCUUCGACAACUUUACGGUACAAACAGGAAGAGCAUGAAAUGGUGGCACAGAAUCUUUUGGGGUCUUCUAGAUAUGUGCAUCGUCAAUGCUUAUGUUGUGUACAAGGAAAGUCAUGGAUCUCUUCCACUCCUAGACUUUCGAAGAGACCUAGCCCAAGGACUUCUAACAUAUUCAAAGGAACGUUCUUCUAGAGGAGCCCCAAGCGUAGAAAAACUGACUACAGUAUACCUCCAUCUGUUAGGCUCAGCAACACUGGCAUUCACUGGCCAAAAUUCAUAG
Molecule: messenger RNA, 1200 nt
Organism: Portunus trituberculatus (swimming crab)
Lineage: Eukaryota; Metazoa; Arthropoda; Malacostraca; Decapoda; Portunidae
Product: piggyBac transposable element-derived protein 2-like
Exons: 3
Coding region: 1-1200 (399 amino acids)
Source: RefSeq, a predicted model, not a curated record